Molecule: messenger RNA, 2436 nt
Organism: Melanaphis sacchari
Lineage: Eukaryota; Metazoa; Arthropoda; Insecta; Hemiptera; Aphididae
Product: tyrosine-protein kinase transmembrane receptor Ror-like
Exons: 10
Coding region: 729-2339 (536 amino acids)
Biological process (GO): multicellular organism development; protein phosphorylation; cell surface receptor protein tyrosine kinase signaling pathway
Cellular component (GO): signaling receptor complex; axon
Molecular function (GO): ATP binding; neurotrophin receptor activity; neurotrophin binding
Source: RefSeq, a predicted model, not a curated record
GAGGUAGACCGCCACCGAUCGCCACUGAUGAUUCACAGUCCGUGUCCACCACUCGUGUUCCGUAUCGAAUUGUAACACAUCUCUAUACAGGUAUAUACCUAUAAUAUACUCGCGCUUUAACAAUAAUAUAAUAUCAUCGGUCUCGUUAUUCCGCGUACGGAUGCUGUGUUUAUACGUACCUGCACGCGUGCACGCCAACUACUCGGAUAAUAUAAUAAUAAUAAUAAUCUUUUAAAUAUAACUACAGCGACUAAACCGAGAUAACGCGCCGUUAAUAGCAACAACAACGUGUUAUCGUACGUCGUUAAGAGAAGUAAAAGAAACCGUUUCGAUCGGUUCGGGUGAUCAGUUUGACGUAAUCUCGCCCGCGAUGCGCUGCUACAAACGUCGCGCCACCAUCCGAGUGCUGCUGCCGCGCCGAUCGUAGAACGUUCCGAGUCUCGUCGUUUUUUUGUUUUUGAAUUUUUUCGAUUUUUUCUAUUUUUUUUUUUUUUUUUUUUACGUUUUCUUUUUGUUUUUUGAUCGUUUCGUCGUCGUUAAUUUUCGAUUUAUUAUUAUUCCGUUCAAUUCUCCGGAUGCGCUGUGAAAUGCGUCAAGUCGAUUUCCAGACAGCGAUGCAAGUGAAAGGUAAAAUCGCACUUCCGAUUUUGCAGUAGCCGCCUCUGUGUCGUUUCCACAUUGUAAUUUUGCGUUCGAGCACGAGGGAAUUGACUGCCGUUCCUGUCACCAUGCAUAUCAGACACCAUAAAAGAUCGACGAAAACGGAAAAUGGUCGUCGAUUUGGGUCUUGUGUUGAGAAGAGACCGUGCGGAUUUGAAGCGGCUUGUCGGCAAUUGGACAACAACUUUUAUUUGUGUAUAUGUCCACAAGACUUGAGUGAGCCCACCGAUGACUUGAAAUGUCUCACCAGAAAGACGGUGCCGGUGGCCCCGAAAUCGUUUGUGAACUUGAGCAUCAACAAAAACGAACAUAAACCAUUAGAAACAGUGGUUCAUCCGUUCACGACCACCAGUCAACCAAUUAAGACCACAUUAAACCAAACUACAUCAUUUCCUCCCGCCAAACAGAUGGACGUCAACAUAUUGGGCUAUGUUUUGCGCAUAAACGUGCUCAUGCUAUUGGCGGUGGGAAUAGCAGCGUUCGUGUCGAUAGCGUUGAUACUGAUUAUUUGGUGGAGUCGUACGUCGAAAGGCUGUUGCAAGUCAAAGACAGCUAUCGUCAAUUCACCUGUGGUGUCUCUGAUAAGAGGUGUGAUCCAGGAAGAAAGUUACGCGAUGAAUCCGCAUUACGCUGCACCGUCGCCCGUUGCUAAAGACACUAUUCUGAUACCGUAUCUGAGUAAAAGUUGUAUUUCGUCAAUGGAGGAGAUCGGGCAAGGAUUCUUCGGGAAAGUUUAUAAAGGUGUCCUCCAACAAACUGACGGCAAGUAUGAAACGGUUGCCAUAAAAGUGUUGAAGGAUCACACCAACUUAGAGGCUAAAGAAGACUUUAUGAGGGAAGUAGAGAUAAUGACGUAUUUCAGGCAUCCAAAUAUCUUAACUUUGAUUGGAGUUUGCCCACAAGAAGAUAAAUGUUCACCGUGGAUGAUAUUCGAGUUCAUGGCUUAUGGAGAUUUAACCGAAGUACUGAGAAACAGCAGUGAUCAAUUUACAAAUUAUUCAGAACAUUUGCCAAUUUUGGACAAAGAAGCGCUAUUGGUGAUAUCCUUACAAAUAGCAGCGGGCAUGAAGUAUUUAGCGAGUCAACGGUUUGUUCAUAGAGACUUGGCGUGUAGGAAUUGUUUAGUCGGCAUGGGUUUGACUGUGAAAAUCGCCGAUUUUGGAAUGAGUCGGGACAUUUACACCUGUGAUUAUUACAAAGUCGGAGGAUCCCGAUUGCUUCCCGUGAGGUGGAUGUCACCGGAGAGCGUCGUUUAUGGAAAAUUCACGUUGGAAUCAGAUGUGUGGUCAUUCGGUGUCGUGUUGUGGGAAAUUUAUUCGCUGGGAAAACAACCAUACUAUGGUUAUUCGAAUGAUGAGGUUUUAAAGUUAAUUCACGAUGGAGUGUUAUUGGACAUACCACUUAACUGCCCUCCGGUUAUAUGCGUGUUAAUGAACGGAUGUUGGAAAAGUGAUCCUAAAGAACGUUUGAGAUUCAUUGACAUACAUGAUCGUUUGAAAAAUGUCACUAAACGACCAGAACUGGACAGUCCGUUACCCAGGCCACCCACCUUGCCAGUGAUUGUUGAUCAUUUGAGUUUGAGAAAAAUGCCUUCAGAAGAACUUUUGGAUGUCGAUGAUUAUCUGCAGCCCGACGAGCAAAAUGUCGCUGUAGAGUACAUAAUGCCAUAUCCUGCAUAAUAAACUUUUUUAUUGUUCCUUUUGCUAUAAUAUUAUUAUAACGUAAGUCGCUAGCACUCAGUAAAUAUAAGAAUUCGGUUAACUAAGUAAGUUUUAA